Sorex araneus (European shrew) is the source of this 1409-nucleotide messenger RNA. It is a transcript of the gene TMEM9, whose product is annotated as transmembrane protein 9. The record is from RefSeq and is a predicted model, not a curated record. Bases 167 to 712 code for a protein of 181 amino acids. The transcript has 6 exons. Gene Ontology annotation, cellular component: lysosomal membrane. Lineage: Eukaryota; Metazoa; Chordata; Mammalia; Eulipotyphla; Soricidae.
GUGGGGUGUGCCCCAGCUCGGCCCGAGACACUUGUCCGCGGUGGGCGCGGGCCCGGACGGUCGGAUCGGGGCGCCCAGGCGCGGCGCCCAAAGUUUUCGCCAGGCCCCAGCAGGGACGAGCUGCUGGGGUGUCCGGUCUGGCUGGGCCCCCCGUAGCCUGAUAAGCAUGAAGCUCGUGGCUCUGGUGGCCGUGGUGGGGUAUUUGCUGGUCUCGGCAGCAGAAGCCAACAAGAGCUCUGAAGACAUCCGGUGCAAAUGCAUCUGUCCCCCGUACCGCAACAUCAGUGGCCACAUCUACAACCAGAAUGUGUCCCAGAAGGACUGCAACUGCCUGCACGUGGUGGAGCCCAUGCCCGUGCCCGGCCACGACGUGGAGGCCUACUGCCUGCUGUGCGAGUGCCGCUACGAGGAGCGCAGCACCACCACCAUCAAGGUCAUCAUCGUCAUCUACCUGUCGGUGGUGGGCGCCCUCCUGCUGUACAUGGCCUUCCUGAUGCUGGUGGACCCCCUGAUCCGGAAGCCGGACGCGUACACUGAGCAGCUGCACAAUGAGGAGGAGAACGAGGACGCGCGCGCGGCCUCGGCAGCCGGGCUGGCGGGCCCGCGGGCCAACACGGUGCUGGAGCGCGUGGAGGGCGCCCAGCAGCGCUGGAAGCUGCAGGUGCAGGAGCAGCGCAAGACGGUCUUCGACCGGCACAAGAUGCUCAGCUAGAGUGUCCGGCUUGAGCGGGGCCGCCCGAGACACAUGGAGCCAGGCCCGCCUGGGCGCACGGAGCCGGGCCCACCCGGGGUGCGGGGGCGCGGGGCCACCAUCCCCUGGCCCCCCAGCUCCCCCGGCCCCUUCUCUUCUCCCUCUCUAGAAAAGCCAUGCGCAGCCGACCAAUGUGCUUCCGGGACACGCGCCUCCCAGCUGUCCAGUCCACACUGGGCGGGGCAGGGUCCUCGGGCCGCCCUCCCCGCUCCAGGCCCCGGGACCACUGUCAGCCUGUCAGCCUGGCCACUGGGAGCUCAGGGUACAGGCUGGGGCCACUCAGCCCUCCUGCGCCCGACCUUCGCGCAUCCCCCCCGCCGGGGUCUCAGCAGCCUCGGGAUGCAGCCACCCCUGUGGUGCUCAGGUCCCCCCCCAGACGGUCAUCCCAACUUCCUGUGGCCCUUACGGGUUAUGUGGCAGCCACACACCCACUUGCUCUGCCGCCUCACCCCUACUUUCAGCAGUGCCCCCCCACCCAUGUCUGCAGUUACUGAGCUAGUCAGCCUGGCUGCCUUCCUAGCCCCACUGCCCCGCCCUCCCCGCCCCUCUCCCCCUUGCAAACCCUCCCCCCCGCGGUGUCCCCGACCCCCACAUGGAGAGAGGCAAGCCUGCCCAUUGUCUGGGAACCAGGAAGCAGCCAUUAAACUGUGUGUCUCAA